CCUUCAAACCCAGGAACCGCAGUGAAGAUGGCGGCGCUACGAGUUUCGGUGCUGGCGGGGAGUGGGAGAGCCCUCCUCGGCACACCGAAAACCAUCAAGACCCCCGUGGCCAAAAUGUCCUUCGCCAGUUUGCCUCGGAGCAAAAAGGUUGCCCUGACGACGAUGGGCGUGGUCACCGCCGGCGGGGCGGGGCUCGCCCUGAUGCUGCACCAAUCCGUCAAGGCCUCAGACCUAAUCCUCCACCCCCCCUCGUACCCCUGGAGCCACGGCGGACCCCUGUCCUCGCUGGACCACGCCAGUGUUCGUCGUGGGUACCAGGUGUACAAGCAGGUGUGCUCGGCCUGCCACAGUAUGGAGUACCUGGCCUUCAGGAACCUGGUGGGCGUGUCGCACACGGAGGCCGAGGUCAAGGCCAUCGCUCAGGAGGUGGAGGUGGUGGACGGUCCCGAUGAGACCGGGGAGAUGUUCACCCGGCCGGGUAAGCUGUCGGACUACUUCCCCAAGCCCUACAGCAACCCCGAGGCGGCCCGCUACGCCAACAACGGCGCCCUGCCGCCGGACCUCAGCCACAUCGUCAACGCCAGACACGGAGGAGAGGACUACGUAUUCAGCCUGCUGACGGGGUACUGCGAGCCCCCGGCCGGCGUGGAGUUAAUUGAGGGGCUCUACUUCAACCCGUACUUCAUUGGCCAGGCCAUCGGCAUGGCGCCGCCCAUCUACAACGAGGUGCUGGAGUACGAUGACGGAACCCCUGCCAGCAUGAGCCAGGUGGCUAAAGACGUGUGUACGUUCCUGAGGUGGGCGGCCGAGCCCGAGCACGACCAACGGAAACGCAUGGGACUGAAGAUGCUGAUAGGCUCCGCCAUCAUCAUCCCGCUGCUCUACUACAUGAAGAGGCACCGGUGGUCCGUUAUGAAGAGCCGGAAGAUCGCCUACAAGCCCCCCAAGUAAACCAGAGGCCCCGCCCCCCCAGCCCCGGGCCUAACACCGACCGGAGAGACGGCCGCCGCGUUCACGCCCCCACGACGCUCGCCGCGCUACGAUCAAACGGACAACGAAAUAAAAACACAACAACUGAAACACACGCCUUUCUAAGAGGAGGUAGAGAAUAUAUAUAUAUACGUCUUAUUUCUAAAGGCCUGUUUUUUUCUUUAGCCGCAGUAGAAACCGACCGGGGUGGCGUGCGUUUGCGUCGUGUCGUUCUCUUGAACGCGCCGCCGUCUCCUCGCAAAGAGUUAGUUUGUUUGUUUGUCUCCGGCAGCGGUUCACGUCCCCGACGCCUCGCGCUGGCCGAGGAGAAACGGUCGCGUCAAAGCGUUGGUACCAUCACCGGGUGUGUACGCCCCGCCCCCCUUGUGUAAGCCCCGCCCCCUCUUCCACUAAGCCACCCGGUGGAUGCAAUGCAGCCUCUGAACGUCUGUUUUACUGUACAAAAUAAAUUAUCUUAAAGGAAACGGA
Messenger RNA from Pseudoliparis swirei, 1458 nucleotides. It is a transcript of the gene cyc1, whose product is annotated as cytochrome c1, heme protein, mitochondrial. Bases 28 to 951 code for a protein of 307 amino acids. Gene Ontology annotation, molecular function: electron transfer activity; heme binding. Gene Ontology annotation, biological process: mitochondrial electron transport, ubiquinol to cytochrome c. The record is from RefSeq and is a predicted model, not a curated record. The transcript is spliced from 7 exons. Lineage: Eukaryota; Metazoa; Chordata; Actinopteri; Perciformes; Liparidae.